AUGAGGCGAAAGAGAGAGAGCGAGAGAGAGGGGGAUGAAAGAGAAGACAGCUUACCUUAUGUGAUGCAGUAUAACUGGAGUAUUUAAACAAGCACCAGCGUCUCAUAUAAAUUAAACUGCACAUGAGUUUAUGGACAAGAAGCUUCAUCUCAUCAUCAUUAUAAACAUGAAGUAUGAGAUACAUUAUUCAUUUCUCCUUCUGCUGUGGAUUACACACAACACAUCAGGAGUCUCUGGAGAUAUUCCACCGGCAAUCGUGAAACUUUGGUCUUCAGCAUUUGGUGGAGAAAUCAAAUCCAUCGCAGUCAAAUAUUCUGGCUCUCAACUACUACAAAAGAAAUAUAAAGAACUUGAGCAGUCACUGAGAGUGGAAGAGAUUAAUGGACUCAGGCUUGUGAAGAGCCUCGCUGAGAACAUGGAACAGAUGUUCAACAAGAAGUCCCAGGCUAUAAAGCGAUUGGUGGAGGCAGCAGAAGAUGCUCACCUGAAUCAUGAGGAGGAUCCUGAGCUACAGUAUGAAUACUUCAACGCCGUAUUGAUCAAUGAGUUUGAUGAGGAGGGCAGGAGUGUGGAUUUGGGUGGAGAAUUUCUCCUUCAGCCCAGUGAACAUUUCAAUAAUCUGUCUGUCAACCUCAGCCUCAGUGUUGUCCAGGUGCCCACCAACAUGUACAACAAAGACUCAGCGAUAGUAAAUGGGGUGUACUGGUCAGAGGCGCUUAAUAAAGUGUUUGUGGACAACUUUCAGCAAGACCCAUCUCUUAUAUGGCAGUACUUUGGAAGUGCAAAAGGCUUCUUCAGACAGUAUCCAGGUAUAAAAUGGACACCAGAUGAACAUGGGGUUAUAGAAUUUGACUGUCGAAAUCGGAAAUGGUAUAUCCAGGCAGCUACAUCGCCUAAAGACGUGGUGAUUUUGGUGGAUGUAAGUGGCAGUAUGAAGGGGUUGAGAUUGACUAUUGCCAGACAGACUGUCUCCUCUAUAUUGGAUACACUUGGAGAUGAUGACUUCAUUAACAUUAUUGCUUAUAAUGAAGAGCUGCAGUAUGUGGAACCCUGUUUAAAUGGAACGCUAGUUCAAGCUGACAUCGGUAACAAAAAUCAUCUGCGUGGACGUCUGGAAAAGCUGUUUGCUAAAGGUAUAGGCCUGCUGGAUGUGGCACUGACAGAGGCCUUUGAACUUCUCAGCAAUUUCAAUGAGACAGGCCGGGGCAGUGGAUGCAGUCAAGCCAUUAUGUUAGUGACGGAUGGAGCUGUGGACACAUAUGAUUUUGUCUUUGACAAAUACAACUGGCCAGACAGAAAGGUGCGUAUAUUCCCUUAUCUGAUUGGUCGGGAGUCUGCAUUUGCUGAUAACCUGAAAUGGAUGGCCUGCGCUAACAAAGGUUAUUUUACUCAGAUCUCUACACUGGCAGACGUGCAGGAGAAUGUGAUGGAGUAUCUGCACGUGCUCAGUCGACCAAAAGUCAUUGAUCAAGAACAUGAUAUGGUGUGGACAGAGGCUUACAUCGACAGCACACUGCAGGGUGGUCAGGGUCCUGUUCUCACGACGACUGUGGCCAUGCCUGUUUUCAGCACCAAAAAUGAGACUAGAAACAAGGGCAUUCUUCUUGGAGUGGUGGGCACAGAUGUGCCAGUGUCUGAGAUAUUGAAGGCCAUACCAAAAUACAAGCUGGGAAUCCAUGGUUACGCAUUUGCCAUCACCAACAAUGGAUACAUACUAACCCAUCCGGACUUGCAGCCCCUGUUUAAAGAUGGGAAGAAAAAGAGGAAAUCCAGCUACAGCAGUGUGGAUCUGUCCGAGGUGGAGUGGGAAGAUAAAGAGGAUGUGUUGCGUAAUGCCAUGGUGAACAGGGAGACUGGAAGCUUCUCUAUGGAAGUGAAAAAGAUUAUGGAUAAAGGGAAACGUGUGCUUGUUUUACACAAUGACUACUACUACACAGACAUUAAAGGAACUCCCUUCAGCUUAGGGGUGGCUCUGUCCAGAGGUCAUGGCAAAUAUUUCUUUAGGGGAAAUAUUUCUGUUGAAGAAGGUCUACAUGAUUUGGAGCAUCCAGAUAUUGCAUUAGCCGAAGAAUGGAUGUAUUGUAACACAGCUGAACAUCCAGACCAUCAUUUCCUGUCUGAGAUUGAGGCCAUAAAGCUCUAUUUUAAUGGAGAAUCACAUAUCAAAUGUGAUAAGGAUCUGGUUGAGGAGGUUCUGUUUGAUGCUAUGGUCACUGCUCCACUUGAGGCUUACUGGACCAGCCUUGCUCUCAAUAAAUCUGAAAACUCUGAUAAAGGGGUGGAGAUAGCUUACCUUGGCACUCGAACCGGCCUAUCGCGUAUCAACCUUUUUGUGAUGCCAGAUCAACUGUCCAAUCAAGACUUGCUGACAGGAGAAGAUAAAGAGUUGGUGUUCAGCGCCGAUCAUUUUCCGCUGUGGUAUAAACGGGCAGCUGAACAAGUGCCUGGAACCUUCGUCUAUUCUCUUCCUUAUAAUGCAGGUUCAGAGAAUGACAGCGUGCUGUUAGCCAGCAGUGCCAUUCAUCUGUUUGAUGAGAGAGAGUCACCCAUUGCUGCAGCUGUAGGAAUUCAGAUGAAAAUGGAGUUCUUUCAGAGGAAGUUCUGGACGGCCAGCAGACAGUGUGCAUCACUGGAUGGGAAAUGUGCCAUCAGCUGUGACAAUGAUGAUAUCAGCUGUUAUUUAAUAGACAACAAUGGAUUUAUUAUCAUUGCCGAAGAUUCGUCUUUGACAGGUGUGUUCUUUGGGGAAGCUGAGGGUGCUGUGAUGAGCAAACUUGUUGCAAUGGGUUCAUUUAAGAGGGUUAACAUGUAUGACUAUCAGGCCACAUGUAGAGUGUACAGUGAGAGCAGUGACACAGCGCACAGACUUAUACAUCCAUUCCUCGCUCUUGUCACGACCGUCCAGAAGCUGCUGGUGGAGUUUGUCAUAUUUUUUAUUGAAUUCAACCUGUACAGCUGGUGGUAUUCUGACGUCACUGCUAAAGCUCAAAGAGGAAUCAGAACUAUGUGGGUUCCCUGUGAUACAGAAUAUCCAGCAUUUGUGUCUGAGCGCACCAUUAAAGAAACAGUGGGGAACAUUGAGUGUGAAGACUGCAUAAAAUCUUUUGUUAUCCAGCAGAUUCCCAGCAGUAAUCUUUUCAUGGUGGUCAUAGACAAUGAAUGUGACUGCAGUGAAUUUGGAGACGUCACUCUGAAGCCCAUUGAGAUGAUGUAUAAUGAGUCUCUAAAGUGUGAACGACUGAAGUUUCAGAAAGACAGACGGCGACCGGACACGUGCCACCCGUUCCACCCUGAGGAGAACUCAAUGGAAUGUGGAGGUUCCCAGACUGUGAUUCCAUCACUGACGACUACAUUUCUUUCCCUGAUAGUCUCCAUCUUCAGCAGGUGACAGGAGCUCUACGUGUACCUCGACUCUGUGUGGACUGAGAUUUGUUUAUUAUUUCUGUACACUAAAAAACACAUAGAAAGCACCUGGUAAUAGACAGACAUAUUAACUUGUUUCAAUCUUCUUUUUAGUGACAUUAAGAUUUAACUUAUAGUUAGAGAAUACGUUUAAGGAAGAUUAUGAAAUGAGUGUGUUUUAGUUAUAACUUCCAAAAUAUAACAGCCUUUAAUAUGUAUUUUUAUUUUA
Paramisgurnus dabryanus is the source of this 3631-nucleotide messenger RNA. It is a transcript of the gene cacna2d3a, whose product is annotated as calcium channel, voltage-dependent, alpha 2/delta subunit 3a. Lineage: Eukaryota; Metazoa; Chordata; Actinopteri; Cypriniformes; Cobitidae. The record is from RefSeq and is a predicted model, not a curated record. Gene Ontology annotation, molecular function: voltage-gated calcium channel activity. Gene Ontology annotation, cellular component: voltage-gated calcium channel complex.